Molecule: messenger RNA, 1659 nt
Organism: Australozyma saopauloensis
Lineage: Eukaryota; Fungi; Ascomycota; Pichiomycetes; Serinales; Metschnikowiaceae
Exons: 1
Coding region: 1-1659 (552 amino acids)
Cellular component (GO): nucleus; cytoplasm
Source: RefSeq, a predicted model, not a curated record
AUGACUAAAUCAAUUCCUCUGUACGAAAGAGAUCUCUAUGACUCGCUUGCACAAACUUACUCCACCUUGCUGGCGUUGAAAAACGACCGCCACAAGUAUAUCAGUUCCCGCCAAGUGUACGCCAUCUACGACCUCUUCUUGAAGGAUGUGCAUGAGCUUUCUAUAGUUCGUAAAGAUGAGGAGCUCAAGGGAAUGACGCUUUCACUUCCCAACCAGACCGAUGUGCUCAUUGACGACAUCUGGCAAUUGCUCUCGCUAUCCUUCAUGACCUGUGGCCUCACCAAGUUCGCCCCAGCAACAUACCUGUCCUUAUCAACGGUGUACAAACUCCUCAGUCACUUGAAAGAGUGCCAGGUUUUUUCAAUUGAUGACUUGCGUCCCAUUAGAGCCCGCUUAGAUGAGAUCAGUCAAAUCAUAGCCAGCUCCGACGAGCAAGUGUCCGAGGACGAGGACCAGGAGACAACACAGGUAGAGAAGAAUGAAGGCAUUAACCAUCGCCGGGAGGAAACUCUUUUGUUGCGCAACAAAUUGGCAAAGUGUGUUCAAGUCUAUAAAGAAUUGGAGGACGCUUUCCACAGAAUUCCUGCUGAUUUGGAGUCCGUUUAUGGCGAGCUCAUUCAUGUCAGAAAGGCCAUCCUCAACUAUUUGUCUUUGGGAAAGAACAUCAGUGUGGACAAGAUUAAGGCUCUUAAGGUGGCUUUGAAGUCCAUCGAGAACAAGAGAGACUCAAUGGGUAAAUUUCCCAGCGAGGCCCCUGAAGAGGAGGUCAAAGUUGCCCAAAUGGUUCUUGACAACCUUCUUGACGACUGUAACAACUUGCUCCAUGACUUAGACAUACAACAUGACAACGGUAUUUCUCUUAAAUUUGAGUCGCUCUCCUUGGGCGAUGAUCUGUCUUCCGAGAUUCUUAAGGGUUUCAAGAAUCUAUACGAUGAGCUCAUUUCCAUUAAGCAAACGUUGGACAAUCUCCUCGUCACUCGUCGUUGGACCAUGCGUGAAACAGAUUUAUACAACUAUCAAAAGGCAUUGAAGCGCAUUGACGAAACUCGCUUGCAGCUCAAUCGGGAACUUGGCACACUAGGUCCUGUUGCUGUGAAAAACAUGAAGCGUGCACAGCUUCUCGUUUUGUAUCUUUUACGUAGAUGUUACUCCGUCAUCUACAAACUUUUGGAGAGUCUGGAACCUGUCUCUGAAUCUUUGCAGCCCCUUCACAACCAAUUAUCAACCGUUAGAAAAUGCUUGUUGGAGAUCAAAAGAGUUGACGGUUUGAAUAAUCUACGGGAGCUCUACCCCUUUCAAUUCAAGCUUGCAUCUCUUGACAACCUAAGGCAGGAUGGAAAGUUCACAGUAAAUAACCAGGUACCUGAAGGGCAAGGCACACUUAAUGCCUUGCUUGCUGAAUGUUUUGACAUCAUUCAUGAGCUCAAAAUUGAAUUAGAAGAGAAGGAGGAGAAUGAGGACGAAAAUAUGACUGAAAAUGAUAACGCAAACAAUGGGGAUAUAACUGACGAGGAUGACAAGGGCUCAGACGAUGAAGUUGAAUUGAAGCGCAAGAGAUAUAUGGGCUUCAAUGAGGCAGACUACGAUUUAGAAAGCGAGAGCAUAAAUGACCUAUCAAGUUUUAGUGAGAGUGAGUUUGAAAGCAAUGAUUACUACUGA